GUUUCGCAAGUAGGGAUGAGGCAUGAGUCGGGGGAGGGUGGAACUGUGGGGCGGCAAAUGGGAGUAGCGCAAGGUAUAAAUCGGACGUCACGACUAACAGGAGACAUUCAGUCUCGGUGCGAUUCUAAGCGUCACAUCUAUCUUAGAAUUUUGAUUAUUAACAUCAUAGAAAUGCAGGACAACCGAUUUUUCAUCUUCGUGGUCUUUCUGGCAUUUUCUACAUCUCUCAAUCUUGCCAGAUGCUCGGUCGGCAAACACUACGAAUCUACAAGAGAGGGCCAAAAAUUGAAGAUCAAUGAUAGACGAUCUGCUGGAUUGGUGCCGUAUCCAAGAAUCGGUCGAAAUUCGGAAAUAGCAGGUUUCCCUAGAUCAGAACGUACUUUUGGAAUAGUAAACACGCCCCGAGUCGGACGAUCCGAUGUGACAAAUCUGGGCAAUUUAAAUCGUUUUCACGAUUCACCAACUGACGCCGAUAUUGAUUUCUAUACUAUACACGAUACGAUGGAGCGUGAUAUUCUCUCAGAUCUUGAUUACGAAGAAUACGCGGAUGCGGAUAGACCUAUAGCAUUCAAGUAUGCUGACAAAAUUCAAAAAGAUAAUUCUUGGCUGAUGCCCGAUCAUGUACACGGAUACAAGGAUCUUCGUUUGCCGCAAAAAAUCGACUCCCGUCGAUCGUAUUACUCUAUUUUACGAGGUUCUCGAAAUACUCAAGGUCAAGGAGGAUACACUCCAAGAUUAGGUCGUGAGAAUGAACAUGAUACUGCGAAUUUUCUGUAACUUGUCCAUCUUUAAACAUACGUCUCGCGAAAUUGUAUGUUGAUUCAAGACAAAGAAGAAAUUUACUGUCAAAAUCAUCAUCGAAAACAUGAUGUGUGGUGCUUUCGAUCGUUUUCCCUAUUUGAAUAGGCGACUUACCCUAUUCUUGCACUUUGUACGCAAGUUAUGCAAUACAAUACAUAAUCUGCACUUAAA
Pogonomyrmex barbatus (red harvester ant) is the source of this 972-nucleotide messenger RNA. Its product is annotated as CAPA peptides. The record is from RefSeq and is a predicted model, not a curated record. Lineage: Eukaryota; Metazoa; Arthropoda; Insecta; Hymenoptera; Formicidae.